AUGGCUCUCGAGGACUCCGACGACGCGUGCGUGUACGUGAAGGAAUCAGUGCUGCGCGAGCUCGAGCAGGAGCGUCGGCGACUCAAAUGGCAGCUCUCCCGGGCACUACAGACGUCGGACGUCCGCACCGCCGAGCUGGAAGCGAGCAAGGCCAAAGUCAAGGACCUGCUGACGAUCGUGGAGGUGAACAAAGGCGUCGCGGACCAGGUGGUGCAGCGCUCUCGAGGUCGAGAGGCCCAGCGCAGAGCAGAGCUCGAGACUCUGCACCAGCAGAGCAAGCAGCAGCGGCAGCGGUACGUGGACUUGGCGCUGCGAAUGAUGAACCGAAGAGUCCGCGACAGGCAGCAGCGUGACGCGUUCCAGUCGCUGCAGCACGCAGUCCAGCUGCGAGGUCGGCGUCGUGAGGCGAUACUGAAGUUGCUCGCUCGGUAUCGACGGAGAGCCUUGGGGCGAGGCUUGGACAACUGGAGACACUACUGCGCAGUGACCGGGAGAAGUACGGGGGGCGCUAAGAUUCAUCCGAUGGUCAGCGGCCAGGUGACGGCUCUCACUCGAAGCACGGAACGCACAUACUCAAUGCUCGUUAGCGGUGACUCGAGGCAGUUCGUGCGCUGGCAGCUCCUGCGGAAGGUGUGGCGGAACUGGGAGCGGGUUGUGCGCUGGAAGCGACGACAUCGAGAGUUCGUGAGACUCGCGUCGGAGCGCUCACUGCGCCUGGUGUUUGCUACGUGGAGGUCACGUGCGCGGGUUGUCCGACAGCAAAAGGUGCUAGUCCGUCGAGUGCUCGCCAGGACGAGUCGGAGGAUCCAGCAGCUCGGGUUGACGUCAUUGCGUCUGCGGUGUGCGGAGGUGUCAGCUCACGAAUGGUCCGAAGUCCUCAAGACGGCGCACGUGGCGAUGGAAGAGGAGCGGAGGCUUCGAGAGGAGCAGCGCCAACAACGAUUCACGGAGCUGCAGACCCAGCGACUGGAGGAUUUCAAGCGGCGGGAGUGCAAGCAUCGGACGCUGAUGAUGUUGAGGUGCGAGAUGCUCCACACUCAGCAGAAGACCGCGAUCGCUCUUCGCUUCCAGCGGCUCCAGCACCGCCGCAGCGAAAUGCGAAGGCUCUUCGCGUCGUGGAAGCGAGUAGCAGGCCGAGCCAGACGCACCAAGGGCGCGAUAGCAGCGCGGGAUACUCGCCGAGAUGAAGUCACCAAAGCCAACUGCUUCCGACUGUUUGCUGACGCGCUCAAGCGUAGACGUCAGCGCCGCUUUCGACUCCGUGCUCUGUUGUCGAAGCUGCGGAGAGCUUGGCUGCUGAGGGGCUGGGUCUGCCUCCACAUCCGAUCCGCCGUUGCCGAGCACAAUGCGAUAGCUCACGUCGAAUUGUGGCAGCUCUCCCAGCAAGCAGACGCAAUGCGGGCCGCCUGCCAAGAGGAGAUCCGACGCAGCAGGAGGGUGGCCUUGAAGUACCAGAUCACGUGCGCUCUGCUCAUGGCCAACAAGAAGCACGAGAAGCUCUUGCGCCGGGUCUUCUGCGGCUGGUCCAAGCGCACAUCAACCCACGCGCGUCAGCGGCACGCGCUGAGGAGAUUAGCAGCUCGUAAGCGAGAGAAGGCGCUCCGAGCUGCCCUUCAACUCUGGGGCCACUUCAACGACGGCAAUGCUGUACGCUGUAACCAGCUGCAUCGCUACCACUUGACUCGACGCCUCCGAGCGCUCCAGGUCGCUUUCGACUCCUGGAGGCGCAACACUCACGAGCGACUUCGACUGAGACUCGCGCGGUAUCAGCAGCGUUCGUGUUUCCGCGCCUGGCGCCAAUCUCACCACCUUCGACAACAGCGCGUGCGAUGGUUCGGGCAGUUCCUUCAGCGAUCCACGGACAAGUGCCGGCGACAAGCUUUCCAGUCCUGGAGACAGGAGCACGACCACUACAAAAAGUUGACUGCCAGAAGAGAAGACGCUGAACACGAGCUCAUAGCGCGACUGUGGCGUCGAUGGAUCGGGUUCGUAGCGUUCCGCUUGCACAAGCGCCACCGUGCACGCGGGAGGAAAUGCCUUCAGGUUUGGCAUCACCACUCGGCGUUGAUGGUUCGGAGACGCGCAGCGCUGAGGCGUAUAAGCCGACGCCGACAUCUUCAGAGCCUUUACAACAAGUGGCAACGCUGGAUGCGAGCCUCGUUGUGUGGUACAAUCGCAACGCUGCAGAUCUCAACGCUCCAAGCUCAAGAACAUGUCGACAGCGUGCUUCAGUCCACGAUGAGGAGCAGUUUACUGCGUCGCAUGAUGCGGAAGUGGCGAUCGAUUGCUGCUGAGAGUAAGCGGCGGCAACGCCGACGAGCCCUCUUCGCCGAAAAACGACGAUACAUGACGCUCCAAGCCUCGCUACGCCAAUGGCAGAGGAAGAUCGCGUGCUCUCCUCUGACCAAGCAGCACCGAGUGCUACAGCACUUGCUGAACAAGUUCCGACUAUCUGUUGAGCGCCAGGUGUUCAGGCUGUGGGAGCGUCGGGCACACAGGCAAACGCUCUUUGAGCGCGACAGGAUCAGCGCUGAACUGUUCCGUCGCUCUGAGGACCGAGUGAUGGCGCUUGCAGAGGAGAUACGAACCGAGCGGGAACGUCGCCUCGUGUUCACCUCGUGGAGAUCCCUCGCCACUCGGAAGAGGACAGCUCGUGAAAGCUUGCAGACUAUUGUAUUGAAACAACAGCUACGGUUGAUGCAGAAUUCGUGGAGCGCGUGGACGAUGCGCACGCAGACACAGCGCUGCCUUGAACGACUGCUAGCAAUUACCACCCGGAGGCUAAAAGCUGCUGCGUGGUCCAAACUCAUGGACAUGUAUCAUCAGCACGAUCGAAGAUCGACUGGAGCUCGACGCGCUGGUUUGAUAUGCCGCAAAAUUCUCUUGCGCCACGCUUGGAACCACUGGAAGCGCAUCGAUAGUCUCCUAGCAAAGGACGCAGCAUUGACAGAAGCGCAGGCAUCGUUGGCCGAGUCCAUACUGGCAUUCAAGGAAAAGUUAGCGAUGCGGCAUCACCAAAAGUGCUGCCAGACGUCGGCGUUCGUCGCGUGGAAGCACCGUCUUGACUGCACAAAGCGACUCCAGCGCCAUCUGCGUGACGUACUCGAGAAGCGAAUUGAGGUGACCACAGCGUGGCAUUUCCAGAAGUGGAGAACGAUAGUGGGCCGGCAGAAUCAACGCCAGCAGCUCAUCCAUCGAGUGGUAAGACGCCACCACGCACGGGAACUCCGCGCUGCACUAGACCGUUGGAGUAGGUGGAUUCUCGUGGCAGCACACCGGCAGCACCUAAAGCAAACACAACUGGCAAUGUCACGCCAGCGAGAGGCGACCGCACAGCGCAUAGCAGCCCAACGCCGGCGAUACAUCGUGGAACAAAGGAUCGCGCUCGCCCAGCACUGCACUCGUCGCCUCCUUCGCAGUGUUUGGUGCUCCUGGCGUGCACUUAUUCUUCAGUCCAAGCGCAGAGUGUAUCUACUCGAGAAAAUACUAAGCAGGACGAGACGUGAGCUUCUCGCCCUCGGCCUCUAUCGGUGGAAUGACUGGCGUACUUGGGUGCAGGAUGUCGACAACAAGUUAAUCCGAUUGAUCAGGGUGUAUGAGGUGUGGCGAUGGCGGCGAGGGUUCUCAGCGCUACGCCAUCACCACCACGAAGUCAUUCGGUACCAGUCCGUCGUGGCGGCGUCAGCGUACUCAGCCCACAGCGCAAGACAGCGAGAGCGCCAAACGAAAUUGAUACGCGGGAUCACACUCGUUCUGCAGCGGAGGACACACUCCGAUCUGUUCACUCGAUGUUUCUUCCAGUGGAUCAGAUACGCGAAAGCCAAAGCAAAGGGGCAACUAAUGAUCCGACAGACACACGAACGCUCUCAGAAACGAAGUGUGCAGCGCUGCUUCAUCAACUGGCAACAGUGCACGCGACGGAGAGCAAUCCUGCAACGGAAGCUGCGCAGACGGCAGGAAUUGUGGGACUUUCGUCGUCAACGACGGAUCUGGACCGCGUGGGUGUUCUUCACUCAACGCUCCGUCGACAUCAAGCACUUCAUCUUCGACAGAUUGGUCGUCUGCGCUCUCCAAGAUGCCUGGGAGCGUUGGGAAUCGUAUACAAAACACGCUAACAGCGUACUUGACGCCCAGCGUGUGGCGCAAUGGCAGCAUGCAGCAGCUGAACGGGAUAACCGGAUCACCACGCUGGAAGACAAGCACGAGCACUUAUUGCUAAGGACCGCGCAGCUUGGACAGCAGAACAAUGCGCUUCGGCAGCAGUUGGUGAGUACAGCGGCCAGGAAGCUUUAUCGCGAGCUCGAGCUCGGGCGCAAGUCGCGCGUCUCAGUCGUAUUUGAGGUGUGGAGGCAUAAACUUCGGCAAACUCAAGCGCUGCAGAAGCAGAUGAAGUCAUUGACGUGGCGAUGCCAGCGACUUGCUCUCCGUCACUGGCAGUAUUACACGUCACAGCUACGCGCAGCUGAUGCGGCGAGGCGAGUGCAGCUGGACGCGACGGAGUGGGCAGCACACGUAGUUCACACGUGCGCCAUGCAGUGGCUUAAGCGGCGGGUUUUCCUCUCUUGGAAAUCCUUCACUGGAACGUGUCGGGGAAUCAAACGCCAGCUUGCAGCGUCCGAGCGUCGGCACAACCACAAACUGGUUCAGAAGUGCUGGGCCAGUUGGAAAUCGACCCUCGACGUGCGAGUACGGCAAGAGGGCAUCAUUGCCGCUAUGCAGACAAGAAAGCGACUGAAAACGCUGCUCCAGACGUACUGGCAAUGGCGAGGAGUCUACAACCGCAGUGGCCUCGCCAAACAGAACGCACUUCGCUUGUGUCUACUGAUCCAGCGUUCGUGGCAGCUCCGACGCUUGUUCCAUGGCUGGAAUCGUUGGCGAUCGUUCACAGUAGAGGCGGAUGCCGCCUUGUUGCACUCGAACUUAGUGUUGGCAGAGCUUGAGCACCAGACUGCAGUAGAAUACUAUUCGCACUUGCAGCUCUUGCUGAGCUCCUUCACCAACUGGAAGUUGUACGUUCGGAGCCGAUGUGAGCGGCGUGAGGGAUACUCACGGGCUGUGUCUGCCGCAAGUCGCCGACGAAUUCUCCGUCGAUACUUCCAAUGUUGGGAACGCAGGAGCGCAUUGAACCGGACACGUCUCGUGCUCUUACGCCGGAUGAAUAGGCAUCUGCAUUGCCACCACAACACCCUCACCAGAUUCGCCCUGUGGGUGUGGUUCUCUCAAGUACGGGCAGACUCUCGAGCGCUGAGACGCAUGACCACGCAGCUUCAGGUCGCGUCCAAGCACUUCACGCCGACAACGGACAUCGCAGCACGAAUCGCGCGCGCACUGUUCACGGACUUGCUGGUGGCCGAGCACCAGUUGCUCCGAUCGCAGCAGCGUAGCGCCUGGAAAGUCGUCAACGCCACGGCUCGCAGUGCGCGUCGACGACAACUUCGCGCUGCCUUCGACCGACUCGCCAGCAGUAGCUCAGCAGCUUCCAGAGCCGGUAAGCGCCGCUUCUUGACUCCGAAGCACGUCGCCAACGCGCGCGCCUUCGUCGACAAGUUGACGUCCGUGCUGCUGCGCUCGGGCUUCCAGCGCUGGAAACGGCAGUACCUGGCGCUGGCCAUCCAGGAGGCCGAGGAGGCCCAGCAGGAGCUGCUGCGCGCGCUGCACCACGUCACUUCGUACCGACAGGCGCUGGGUCCGUACGCCAACUAA
Molecule: messenger RNA, 5703 nt
Organism: Phytophthora sojae
Lineage: Eukaryota; Oomycota; Peronosporomycetes; Peronosporales; Peronosporaceae
Exons: 4
Coding region: 1-5703 (1900 amino acids)
Source: RefSeq, a predicted model, not a curated record